This is a messenger RNA of Paramuricea clavata, 2071 nucleotides long. The record is from the annotation of a GenBank genome assembly. Lineage: Eukaryota; Metazoa; Cnidaria; Anthozoa; Malacalcyonacea; Plexauridae.
AUGACUUUCCAAUAUGGCGGUCGCAAGCAAAAAAGACGAUCAACUAUUAUUUGGGUUGGUUUGUUUAUAUUUGCUGUAUACAUUAUGAUUACACUGUAUUCUGCGUACAGCUUACUUGAGAAUACAAGUGGAAAACAGAAAAGACAAGAGCGAGGUGUUUUAGCGAAAUCUACUUUAUCUACGGAAAUAUUUGAAGUGGAAGUAUGGGGAAAGGCGGCUAUCGGAUUAUAUUUUUGGGAGCAUAUUAUGGAAGGAAAUUUAAAGAGUAAAGAAACAGAUCUGGUUAGAUUGGGUGAAAAAAUUAUUGAUAAUGUUAAAUUUAGUUUCAGAACUGGACCUGGAAUUAUUCCUCAGACUGUACCAAAAAAUUCUCAAAAUGUAAUUCUAAUAUUAAAUGGUAGGGUUCGAGAAAAAAUUAAAUUUGCUGAAAUGUGGUUAAAAUCUCUUCAAAUGUUACCCAAUAUAAAGAAUGUUGCUGUGAUACUAUUGGGCAAUGAACAAUGUAACAAUAAUUGGUUGUUACCAUAUAUGGUAAAACAAGGUGGAUUAGUUAACAUUGCAUAUAUUGUAUAUGACAUUCCAAAUCAAGGCAAUACAAUAUUCCAGUGGCCUUUAGGGGUAGCUACAUACAGAAAUUUCCCAAAAGUUAUUCUCAGUGAAAGUGACAUUUCGCACCAUCGACAAUACAUGUGUAAUUUUCUUGGUACAGUAUACCCUAACUCCUCACGAGAAACUCUGCAAAAGAUAUUUUAUGAACAUAAACUCUAUACCAUUUGUUAUUUAAGACUUCGGGAAACAUGGCAACCAACUGAAAGCAAAGAAACUGCCAAUGAAUAUUAUCAUGCUUUAUUACAUAGUGAUUUAACGUUGAGUCCAGUCGGUGUAAACACAGAAUGUUACCGUUUAUAUGAGGCAUGUUCUUAUGGUUCUGUACCAGUAGUUGAGGAUAUCCAGACACCAGGAAACUGUUUAAAUACACCUUUAAAGCUUCUAAAAUACUAUAAUGCACCAUUUAUUUAUCUCAAAUCAUGGGCUGAGCUACCAGAGAUUUUAGAGAAAGAAAAACAGUUGACAUUGGAACAAAAAAUUCAAAGGCGAGAAAAUUUAUUGCGAUGGUAUUGGAAAUUCAAGAGGAAACUUCAACAAUCAUUUGUUGUUCAAAUAAAGAGGAGUUUUUUUAGUUACUUAGAAUAGCAGCAUAAAUGUUAUUACCAAACUGUUGAUAAUCCUCUUGCAGGAAAAACAUGUCAUGCGACUACAUGCACUCUUACUGUUAAAAUGUUAAAGUGUGUAUGAAACUAAUUUUGCCCCUAUAUCACACUUUGUAUUUUGAAUUAUGACAUCACUAGUUGUUCUUGAGAUUGCAGCAGAAAGCUUGAGUUCCUUAGACUUGGCGAUAAAACCGUUUUUGGCCGCCAUCUUUACGCUUGAAAUCCCUACGGCUACGGUUAAGUCUAUAGAUCUAUUUUACAGUUUUUCUAAAACACUUCAUGACUAAAACGAGGAAGCUAACACCAGUCCAAGAAUCGAAAGGGAAAGAAGAUUGGCUGCAGGCUAUCCGCAUUCCGAUCACUCUUUGUCGCUUUUCAGUCGCGUGUAUAGGUCUCGCAUAUCGUGUGAAUGAAUUGCGAUAUACGAUUCUUUGGUUUUACAAUAUACGCGAAACCGCAAAACCAGUUUAAAAAAAGAAGAUAUUUAUCGAUUUGAAUAUGGAAAGUUUGUUGUAAACGAAUUUUUCGUCGUACUCUGCAGUGUAAGAAUAAUAUGAAACUAGUUGUAAAUGCAUAAUUUAGCAUUUCGUAGCUUUGGAUAAUCUAACUCAUACAUUUGCGCGAUAAUUUCAUUCCCAUAUAUAUGGUUAAAGUAAGAAACAUCGGUUACUAGAAAUGCGUGUCUCCAGGAUGUCCAGGCGGCCGUCCGACCGUCCUAUGGACGGCCACUCCUGAAUUUGGACGGCUAAAUUUUAAUGGACGGCCUAUGGGAAUAUUUUCUUUAAAUAGCAAUUUACAAGCUUUGUAAUAUCUCUUGAAUACUUCGAAUUGUUAUCAUCUGCUGUUUACUUUACUUAUGG